Leptopilina boulardi is the source of this 2633-nucleotide messenger RNA. RefSeq names its product bifunctional 3'-phosphoadenosine 5'-phosphosulfate synthase 2-like (gene Papss). The record is from RefSeq and is a predicted model, not a curated record. Lineage: Eukaryota; Metazoa; Arthropoda; Insecta; Hymenoptera; Figitidae. Gene Ontology annotation, biological process: sulfate assimilation; 3'-phosphoadenosine 5'-phosphosulfate biosynthetic process. Bases 491 to 2362 code for a protein of 623 amino acids. The transcript is spliced from 7 exons. Gene Ontology annotation, molecular function: adenylylsulfate kinase activity; sulfate adenylyltransferase (ATP) activity; ATP binding.
AAAUUUGAUUCAGAACCCUGGCCCUAUUAAUUUAAUCAAUUUUUACUUCCUAUUUUAUAUUUGACACAUAUUAUUUAGUUUUUAUUUUCUAAACACGCAAAGUGAAUAUUCUCUAAUUUGACGAAGAAAUCACAAUUAUUUUAAAAAAGUGAAAGUUUUUAGAAAUAAUCAAUAAAAAAAAAAAAAAAAAAAAAAUAGUAACAAUUAAUCGAUUUCUGAGUGUUUUUUUGCACAUGUGAAACCCUUUUAAAAGUGUGACUUGCUCGUAAUUUUUAUUUUUGUUCUACUUCUGUCAGAAACACGUGGCAAUACUGUCAACCAUUUCCCCAUCUCUCUCUUCUUUAGAAUAUAACGUUUUUAUCCCUCCCCACUUUUUUUUUUUUUGACGUUUCUCGCUGUGGGGAUAUAAAGGAAAAAGAAAAAAAAAAAAACUAAUUUACUCCCUGGUGGUUCAAUGUUUUGAGACAGUUCAUCCGGAAAUACGACAAUCAUGUCAAAUGACAUGAAUAAUAUAAUCAAAAAAAGACCAAUCGCGACUUGUGCGAAUGUUUCGUAUCAAGAUCACAAUGUUUCACGUGUUAAAAGAGGCGAAGCAUUAGGAUUUACAAAUGGAUUUCGUGGAUGUACCGUUUGGUUAACUGGAUUGUCGGGUGCGGGAAAAACAACGAUAUCAUUUCAAGUUGAGGCAUAUUUAAUAAAUCGUGGUAUUGCCUCAUAUGGUUUAGAUGGCGAUAAUAUAAGAACGGGAUUAAAUAAAAAUUUAGGAUUUAGCGAGGAGGAUCGCACGGAGAAUAUAAGAAGAGUUGCCGAAGUUGCAAAAUUAUUUGCCGAUAGUGGACAAAUUUGUUUAUGCAGUUUUGUAUCACCAUUUGAAAAUGAUCGACAAAUGGCAAGGGAAAUUCAUGAGGCGGCGAAACUUCCAUUUUUUGAGGUAUUCAUUGAUACGCCACUCGAUGUAUGUGAGGCACGCGACACAAAGGGACUCUAUAAACGUGCGAGAUUAGGACAAAUAAAAAAAUUCACCGGUAUCGAUCAGGAAUAUCAAAUUCCGGAAAAUUAUGAUUUACGUGUUAAAACGGAAAAUUGUACAAUUGAAGAAUCGGCAUCAAUUGUCAUUGAUUUAUUGGAGGAGAAAAAAAUUAUUCCCGUUCUUCCAAAACCAUGGACAACAAUUGAGGAAUUAUUUAUUUCUAAAUCAAGAUUAUCGUCAUUAAAAUCGGAAGCUGAAUUAUUUCCAAGUCUUGAAAUUUCAGAAAUUGACGUUCAAUGGUUACAAAUUUUAGCUGAAGGAUGGGCAGCGCCUUUAAAAGGAUUUAUGCGAGAGGAUCAAUAUUUAGAGGUACAACAUUUGAAAACAUUAACGGAAAAUGGAGUGGAAGUGAGUCAAUCGAUUCCAAUUGUUCUUGCGGCAAGUGAUGAGGAUAAAAAUCGUCUUGAGGGACAAUCGGCAAUUUGUUUACGCUAUAAGGGCAAAUGUUUGGCAAUAAUGGAUAAUCCUGAAUUUUAUUUUCAUCGUAAAGAAGAAAGAUGUGGAUGGCAAUUUGGUACAACAAAUUCAAAGCAUCCUUAUGUGAAAAUGAUUCUUGAUUCUGGCGAUUGGCUAGUGGGCGGUGAAGUGGAAGUAUUUGAAAAAAUUCGUUGGAACGAUGGAUUAGAUGAUUAUCGAUUGACGCCAAAUGAAAUAAAACUCAAAUGCAAAGAAAUGAAUGCCGAUGCAAUAUUUGCAUUUCAAUUGAGAAAUCCAAUUCAUAAUGGACAUGCACUUCUUAUGCAGGACACGAGAAGGAGACUUUUAGAGGAGAAGGGAUACAAAAAUCCUGUUUUGCUUCUUCAUCCAUUGGGCGGAUGGACAAAAGACGAUGACGUUCCAUUAAAAGUACGAAUCGCACAGCACAAAGCAGUUCUCGAUGAUGGAAUUCUCGAUUGGAAUUCAACUUUAUUGGCAAUUUUUCCAAGUCCCAUGAUGUACGCUGGACCAAUUGAGGUUCAAUGGCACGCGAAAGCGCGAAUGAAUGCAGGGGCAAAUUUUUAUAUUGUCGGAAGAGAUCCAGCGGGAAUAACUCAUCCAAAUACAAAUUCAACACCCGAUGGAAAUUUAUAUGAUCCAACACAUGGAGCUCGUGUAUUGUCAAAGGCAAGGGGUUUAAGAACAUUGGAAAUUAUUCCAUUUCGCGUUGCUGCAUACGAUGUGAGAAAUAAAAAAAUGACAUUUUUCGAGAAGGAAAGACAACAGGAUUUUCAAUUUAUAUCGGGAACACGAAUGAGAAAUAUCGCUAGAAAUAAUCAAACGCCACCCGAUGGUUUUAUGGCGCCAAAAGCAUGGAAAAUACUUGCCGAGUAUUAUCAAAAUUUAAAUUCCUAGCAAGAGUUUUUAUAAUUUUUUUUUUUUAUCACCUUCAGAAAAUAAUUGUAAAAAGAAUUUCUUUUUUUUUUCCACUAAUAUUUUAAUUUACGCAAAAUAAUUUUGCAAUACCUUCUUUUUUUUUUUUAAAUUUAAUAACUUAUAUUUUUAUAGAAAAAAAAAAAAACAAUUUUUAUAAAAGAGCGUUUUUUGUAAUGGAUUUUUUUUUCUCGGACACAUAGGCAAUUUUUUUUUUUUUUUAUUUAGGGGCAAUUAUUAAAUAAUUUAAUGG